GCGAGAAUGGAACCCACGGCUUUGUCGCUUCGCUCUCUUUAUCGUGCGAGCGACGGCAAGGUAAGGGAGGAAGCUAGGCGUGACGCCGGCAAACGCUAAGAUGUCCCUCGGUUGGCUAUAUCAGCUUGCAACCUAAUUCCUGCCUCUCGCACAACCACCACAACCCGACGUAUACCUCGAGCAUACCUACCUACCAUAUCCACAUCGCCCCAACAUAACCGUGGACGAAACCGACUCAUCGCCUCUACCGCCCGCCCUCCACCGCGACCACCAUCCAUCAUGAGUACAAAUACGGACGACCAGGAGCAGGUUCAGUCUGACAACCUUCAAGGCGCCCACCUGGCCACGCAACCCCGCCAUCCUCUCCUGUCACGACUUGCCUAUGGCGGGUCCCUCUAUGCCAUUCAGGUUCUAGGCGGGCCGCUGAUGUGGCUCGCGGACUGGUAUCCCUGGUUCUAUCCUCCCACAUUUGCCCCCACCAUCGUGAAGACAUACGCAUGUCGGCCCUCUUUGCCGACUAGGAUAUUCUUCCCCAAGUCGUACGAUCGCGAGUCGUCCCAAACGCCUCUCCCAACUCUGAUCACCAUCCACGGCGGCGGGUUCUGCCUCGGUCGGACGAAUGAGGACGACGAAUGGAACGCGCGCUUUGCGGACACGCACCACGUGCUCGUCGUCUCCCUCGAAUACCGCAAGGCCCCGUACUACCCCUUCCCGACCGCCCUCCACGACGUCGAAGCCCUGAUACUGGCCGUGUUCGACGACGAGAGCCUCCCGGUGGACAAGAGCCGCAUCGCACUUACCGGCUUCUCCGCAGGCGGCAACCUGUCCCUCACCGUGUGCCAGCUGCCCUCGAUCCGUGACAAGGUCAAGCCUUCGGCCGCGUUGCCCGUGUAUCCCGUCGUGGACCAGUCCGUGGCUCAGGAGUUCGCGAUCAAGACUCGGUACUAUAAGCCCGACCUUGGUCCCGGCGGACGCUCUAAACCGACCGACUUUCUGGCGUGGAUGGUUCCGGCCUUCGGGUGGGCCUACAUCAACCCGGGCCAGAGUCUCGAGGACCCCCUGAUAUCGCCCAUCUACGCGCCUCGCGACGCUCUCCCGCCGCACCUCUUCUUCGUCGGCGCCGAGCUGGACCAGCUGGCGCACGGGGCUUGGAGGAUGGCGAGCAAGCUGGCGGGGCGGCCGGUGCCGUCGCUGACGGAGAAGGUGGGCCAGCAGGAGCUAGCACCCAAGCCGGGCCAGCUCAUACUGGACGACGAGAGGUUCGCGUUCGAGCACGUCGACGAGGACGGGAAGAGCAGCGUGCGGUGGCUGCUGGUGCCGGACCAGCUCCACGGCUUCGAUCGCCUGCCGUGGAGCUGGCACGGGUCGGCAGAGUCAGUCGAGGAUGCGAAGUUGAAAGAAGUAGCGUACCAGAAGGUCAUGGGGGAGUGGCUGCGAGAUUUUGUAUGGAAAUAGGCGUCUGAAGUCAGCACCCCAAUUCGGCGGGAAGUUGUCCCGUCUGAGGCACGCAUGCAUACUCUCCACACUGUGAUGCCGUGGGCCCAACGCCCCGGUCUCGCAAAUUGUGUCCGAUUUGCUACGGUCUGUGCCACCGGGGUCAACGUUCGAAUCAUAAGGUGUGUCCCUAGGUUGAUGUGACGGGUGCCCGCGUCGACCGUGCCGAUCUCACUUCCCGAGACAAAAAUCCUCGCUCUGUGUUCUCCUGCAGGUUCCUUUGCCGAGAUAAACACAUGUCAAUUUUGUAUAAUAGCAAGCAGUCGGUCGGUGGUCGAGUAAUACCUGGAUACUGGCCUGGUAGGCGAGGGCCUAGGGCGACUUUAGAGAUCGAAGCACAGCAGUGCUUCGAAGAGACCGAGUUCGUUUGUUCAUACAGUGCCCUAGGUAUUUAUACGUACACAACCAACUAUCGUAAUAUUACCAGAGUCAUCUGGUUUCUAA
Durotheca rogersii is the source of this 1938-nucleotide messenger RNA. Its product is annotated as alpha/beta-hydrolase. The transcript has 2 exons. Gene Ontology annotation, molecular function: hydrolase activity. Bases 280 to 1455 code for a protein of 391 amino acids. Lineage: Eukaryota; Fungi; Ascomycota; Sordariomycetes; Xylariales; Xylariaceae. The record is from RefSeq and is a predicted model, not a curated record.